Molecule: messenger RNA, 720 nt
Organism: Rotaria sp. Silwood1
Lineage: Eukaryota; Metazoa; Rotifera; Eurotatoria; Philodinida; Philodinidae
Source: the annotation of a GenBank genome assembly
AUGAUAAUUAAUUUACGUCAAAUUUGUUUUUUAUUAACACUUAGUAUUCAACUUAAUCGAUUUAUUAUUCUUGAUAAUGAUAUAUUAGAUUAUUAUUGUCAAAUUAUUGAUUCAUUUAUUAAUAUACUUUAUUCAAUAAUACAAUCUGAUAAUAAAAUAAAUAAUAAAUUAUCACAUUCAUUAAUUGGAACAAUAAUACCUAAUUUAUAUACAAUGACAUUAUCAAAACAAUUAGAAAAAUAUAUUCAAAAUAAACAUAUUAUUUCAUUAAUAUUAAAAUUAACGAAUUUUGAAAAUGAUGAAAUACAAUUAAAUGCAUUUAAAAUUCUUUCAUCAAUAACAACUGAACAAGAAACAAAAAAUAUUGAUACUUCAGAUAACAUUGCAGAUCUUUUUAUUAAAUUUCUUAAUAAAGUUAUUGAUGAUUCAAAUCAAACAUUAAGAUUUUAUAAUUUACUUCGAUGUCUCAAACAUUUAAUUCAAUAUGAUCAAAUUAAAGAUGAAUUAACAAAACAAAAUGGUCUUCCAUUAAUUAUUCGUUGUGCAACAGAUAUUAAAUUUAAACCACUUCAAGUACAACAACCUGCUUUAGAAAUUCUUUUUGCUCUUACAUUUAAUAAAGAAGCUUAUCAACAACUAGUAGUAGCACUAGUCGACGAUCUUGACUUCGUUCUUUCCAGAUUCUUGUUUUUCUUGAUUAUCAGACAAGAUUCUUUUUAA